GCGGAAGUGAGGGGUUGGAGGCAGCGUGAGCGAGCCUGAAAGGAGAGGCUGAGCGGAGUGGGAGAUCCAGGCAGGUGCUUUGGGAGAAGAUCUAGGGAGACGCACAUGAUGAUUUGAAGCACCAUGCUGGUCGCUGCCUACGUCGCUUUUGCUUUCCUCCUGGUGAUAUGCAUCGGCCUGGAAUUCUCUGCCUGCCGUUCCAAGCUCACUGGCAGGUCUUGCGCCAAUCCAGCUUUCUUGCGCUUCCAGGUGGACUACUACCAGGUCUACUUCUUGGCUCUUGCAGCUGAUUGGCUGCAAGGACCUUACCUUUACAAACUGUACCAGCACUAUCACUUUCUGGAGGCCCAGAUUGCCAUCAUCUAUGUCUGCGGUUUCGCCUCCACGGUGCUGUUUGGGCUGGUCUCCUCUUCCCUCGUGGACCGCUUGGGCCGCAAGAAAUCCUGCAUCCUCUUCUCCUUAACAUACUCUGUCUGCUGCCUUACGAAACUCUCUUGGGAUUAUUUUGUGCUGAUCAUCGGGAGGAUAUUGGGAGGGCUGUCCACCGCCCUGCUGUUCUCCGCCUUCGAAGCCUGGUACGUGCACGAACACGUGGAGCGCUAUGACUUCCCAGCGGAGUGGAUUCCUGCUACCUUCUCGAAGGCGGCCUUCUGGAACAGUGUCAUCGCCGUUGGAGCAGGAGUGGUGGCGAACGUCUUUGCCGAAUGGCUGGGCUUGGGCCCCGUGGCCCCGUUCAUGGUCUCCAUCCCCUUUCUCGUGAUGGCUGGUGUCUUGGCUAUGAAGAACUGGGACGAGAAUUAUGGCAAGAAGCGGGCGCUCUCCAAGACCUGCACCGACGGCCUGAAGUGUCUCCUCUCCGACCGCCGAGUCCUGCUCUUGGGCACCAUCCAAGCCUUGUUUGAAAGCGUAAUCUACAUUUUCAUCUUCCUCUGGACACCUGUCUUGGAUCCCCAUGACCCACCACUGGGCAUCGUCUUCUCCAGCUUCAUGGUCGCCAGCAUGGUGGGCUCAUCGCUCUACCGCAUCGCCACCUCCAAGAAGUACCACCUCCAGCCCAUGCACAUACUCUCCCUCUCGGUCUUGAUCGUUUUCUUUUCCCUUUUCAUGCUGACUUUCUCGACCAACCCUGGUCAGGAGAACCCUCUGGAAUCCUUCUUGGCCUUCCUCCUCAUCGAGCUCUCUUGCGGACUCUACUUCCCUUCCAUGGGGUUUCUCCGGCAGAAGGUGAUCCCUGAGAAAGACCAGGCUGGCGUCAUGAACUGGUUCCGCGUCCCUCUCAACCUGCUGGCCUGCCUCGGCCUGCUUAUUCUCCACGACAGUGACUACAAGACGGGCACCAGGAACAUGUUCACCAUCUGUUCCGUCAUGAUGGUGAUGGCCCUCCUGGCCGUUGUAAGCCUCUUCACCGUAGUCCGUAACAAUGCGGAGCUCAGGAUGCCCAGCCCGGCGGGUCACACUGAGGCCUCUUCUCCUGAGCUCUGAUCUUGCGCAUUGAGAUACUGCGCUUGGGAUACAGACUUUGGUGCUCAGCUGUGGUGCAGUUGUCUUUCACUUGUUGAUGUGACAGGAGAGGGUGUUGGAGCGGACUCUACACAGAGAACUCAGGGCCUCUGCUGAAUACUGUGUGUCUUCCAUAAGGGGAAAAAAUUUUUUUUUGCUCUUUCCUAUAAAGUUGGUCCACUUCAGACUGCUUGGUCAAAUGUUGCUUUCUUCUCUGCACUUGGGAGUUCUUGAUUCCAAGAGCUUGACUUCUGCUAGCAAACCCCAGGGGCUGCCUCUCAUGCCACUAGCUCCCGCAGUGGUCAAGAGAGGAAUAGGUGGUGGCAAAUUAGAAGGACACAACCUCUUUUUUAAAAAACAAAAAUUAAAAUGAGCAGCGGGGUGAUAGGUAUUGAUAUUUAUCAGCAUCAGUUGGACUGGGUUACACAAUA
Messenger RNA from Gekko japonicus, 1931 nucleotides. RefSeq names its product major facilitator superfamily domain containing 5 (gene SLC61A1). The transcript has 2 exons. Bases 124 to 1482 code for a protein of 452 amino acids. Gene Ontology annotation, biological process: molybdate ion transport. Gene Ontology annotation, cellular component: membrane. The record is from RefSeq and is a predicted model, not a curated record. Gene Ontology annotation, molecular function: molybdate ion transmembrane transporter activity. Lineage: Eukaryota; Metazoa; Chordata; Lepidosauria; Squamata; Gekkonidae.